AUGGAAAAUCCAAAUUUUGUAAACGACAGCAUGAAAUCCGUAACAAUUUCUCAAGAAGCAAAACCCAAAAGUAAAUACAGGGAUAGGGAAAAAUGGUCCAGAGGAAUAGAAUUUGUUUUAUCUUGCAUUGGAUUUGCUGUCGGAUUGGGAAACAUUUGGAGAUUUCCAUAUUUGUGUUAUAAAAAUGGAGGAGGAGCGUUCAUGAUACCUUAUUUGAUUUGUCUUGUCGCAGGUGGAAUACCAAUUUUUUUUUUAGAAAUUGCAAUAGGACAAUAUACGAGUCAAGGAGGAAUCACAGCAUGGAAUUUUUGCCCAAUAUUCAAGGGUAUAGGUUAUGCUACGACUGUUAUUUGUUUUCUACUCAACAUAUAUUACAUCGUCAUAUUAGCUUGGGCAUUUCAUUUUUUUUUUAAUUCUUUUCGUUCAGAACUUCCAUGGUCGACGUGCAAUAAUUGGUGGAAUACACCAAAGUGUAUAGUGGGUUCAGAAGCAAAAGCUCUUAGAGAAAAUACCACGGAGGAACACGUGGGGGAAAAAAGAGUCGAUGCCAUUAUCGAAUACUGGGAGUUAGUAUAUAACAAUACUUUUAACAAAUUUCAUUUAAAGAGUUUACUUUUAUAUAAACCUUCUUAUUUUAGGAGAAAAGUUUUAGGUAUAUCCACUGGUGUGGAUGAUGUUUCAACAUUACAAUGGGAACUUGUUGGCACACUAUUUUUAGCUUGGGUUAUUGUUUAUUUUUGCGUUUGGAAAGGAGUUAAAUCUUCUGGAAAAGUCGUGUAUUUUACCGCUGUCUUUCCAUAUUUAAUGUUAACCGCACUACUAAUUAGAGGAGUCACACUUGAUGGAGCCGCAGAGGGUAUAACAUUUUACCUUAAACCAGAUUUUUCUAAACUUUUGGAAUCCACCGUUUGGAUUGAUGCUGGAACACAAAUUUUUUUCUCAUAUGCCAUUGCAUUGGGUUGCAUGACAGCUCUGGGAUCAUAUAAUAAUUUCCAUAAUAAUUUUGUUAAAGACUGUAUAUUUGUUUCUGUAAUUAACAGUUGCACCAGUUUGUAUUCUGGUUUUGCUAUAUUUAGCGUUUUAGGUUUCAUGGCCAAGGAACAUGGUGUUCCUAUUCAAGACGUUGCCGAAUCAGGUCCUGGUUUGGUUUUUAUUGUUUAUCCAAAAGCCAUAAGUCAAAUGUCUUGGGGACCACUUUGGUCUUUUUUAUUUUUUUUUAUGAUUCUUUUGAUGGGAAUCGAUUCGCAAUUUGUUGGAAUGGAAGGACUGAUAACGGCCAUUGUUGAUGUUUAUCCAAGGUAUCUGAGAAAGGGAAAAAGGAGAGAAGUUUUUAUUGCAUUCAUAAGUAUUAUUAGUUUUCUUCUUGGUCUGACUAUGGUGACAGAUGGUGGAAUUUACAUGUUUCAAGUUUUCGAUUAUUAUUCGGCGAGUGGUAUGGUAUUAUUGUGGAUGUGUUUUUUUGAAUGUAUUACCAUUGCCUACGUGUAUGGAGUUGAUAAAUUUUAUGAUAAUAUAACGGAAAUGAUUGGUUAUAAACUUGGUCCUUGGUUAAAAUAUUGUUGGCUUGUUUUUACACCAAUAAUAACGAUGGGUAUUUUAUUAUUUUCGUUUGCUUCGUACAAACCGUUAACGUACAAUCGUACCUACGUUUAUCCAAUUUGGGCUCAAGUAGUCGGUUGGUUUAUGGCUUUAAUUCCAAUGUGUAUAGUACCAUUAUAUUUUUUAUAUCAUUUAUUUAGAUCUCCCGGAAGUACAUUAAAAGAGGUACCAAUAAAACAAUAUUUAUUUUAA
Molecule: messenger RNA, 1791 nt
Organism: Pediculus humanus corporis (human body louse)
Lineage: Eukaryota; Metazoa; Arthropoda; Insecta; Psocodea; Pediculidae
Product: sodium-dependent nutrient amino acid transporter, putative
Exons: 6
Coding region: 1-1791 (596 amino acids)
Biological process (GO): sodium ion transmembrane transport
Cellular component (GO): membrane
Source: RefSeq, a predicted model, not a curated record